Molecule: messenger RNA, 1344 nt
Organism: Endocarpon pusillum Z07020
Lineage: Eukaryota; Fungi; Ascomycota; Eurotiomycetes; Verrucariales; Verrucariaceae
Exons: 3
Coding region: 1-1344 (447 amino acids)
Source: RefSeq, a predicted model, not a curated record
AUGACUGAAACGCAUUACAGAACGUCGGAGGAAGAGUGGGAUCGCCACAAGGACAUCAUCCGGAACCUUUAUGUUGAAGAAAACAAGACCUUGGAGGAGCUUAUGGCGCUUAUGUUGCGUGAUCACAGCUUUCGUGCUACGAAAAAGAUGUACAAAAUGAGAUUCGCUAAAUGGGGCCUCCAUAAAUACAACAGAGAGGACGAAAUGAUGGCUAUCCUCUCUAAAAAGACCGAACGGGCCGCCGUUGGCAAGAAGUUCGCGUUCCAGCUCCGAGGACGCCAGGUAGACAUGGAAAACGCCGAACGCUACCUCAAGCGCAAGGGCAUCACCACUCGAGAUAUCAUGGCCUGGAGGGCUACAGGUGCAACCACGCCACCAGGUCUGCGUUGCUAUACUCCAGAGUUUAUACGGCCAUAUCCCGCAGCCCCGAAGAUGUUCCACAUUCCGGAAAGUCUUUCGCUGAUAUCCGAACUUAUUUUAUGGGUUCAUUCGAAGCGGGAACGUGGAUUUCGAAUGGUGUUGAGCAUUUAUGCUUCAGCAUUAAGGCAAAUCAUACCUCCUCCAAGGUAUUUGAAGAUAUUCGUCAAAAUCUCAUAUCAGCCUGCCUUCUCAUUAGCGAGCAAUUAUACCCCAAAGCAUUUACCCAGCUUGAAUCUAGCCUUUGGGGAUCCUGAGCUUGUCGAGAUUCUUCUCAAGCAGUUUGCGGAAAUGUCUGCGGUCAUACUACGCACACCAGCGCAUCCGAUGUCUCGUAUAUUUGCUGGUCUAUGUCGCCUGGAACUGCCCCAAUUUGAAGAGGUGGCUCUCAAAGCCUGGGAUUGCAUGAACGACGUGUUUCAGAAGGUUCUCGGUCCAUCACACCUGGGCACUUUGACGAGCAAGCUCGACAGGCUUAGUACUGCGACGACCUCACUCGACACGGAAAAUCCAGAUGGCCAUCUUGAGAUCAUAUUGAAUUCAGGCCGGGAAGAAUCUGGAAGUGACGCGUUGCGCUCAAUUGCGGUACUCCAGGGUCUAGGCACUUAUUUUGUCAACCGCAAGCGGUAUGCUGAACUCCAAGAAACAGGUGGCGACAUCGUUAACUGUGUCAAAAAUUGGGAUCCGGGGGACCCUGAAGGUACAAGAUUAUAUCGCUGCGGUUUCGAUUUCAUGGCUACAGCACAAUUCGCAUUAGGUCAAUAUAAGCAAGCUAUGUCGUCCUUCGGACUUCUUGUCGACCUUGCCUCAGCAGACUUAUGUUCGGAAAACUCACAGGCGUGGGAAUAUCAGGCCAAGUUCGAGGAAUGCUUACGCAAAAUGAGCAGUCAUGUCGAACGAGAAUCCGGGCCAGCUCCCGUCCCUUAG